AUGCUUCCCAUUACCCAAAAUUUCGCCUCUGACGACCAACAUCAAAAUCCUUCAGAGUGGAGAUAUUUUAAAGAAACUAAUAAACUCUCUAUCACCAAGCUCUGUCCAGCUAUUCUGGGUUCAAAUGGUCAUAUCAUGAUUUCUCCAGAGACCAAUCUAUUAUCUACGUUGGCCAAUUUGGGAAACAUGGCAUCUACGUUUAACGAAUCGCUCAGGGCUGUUGAAGAGGCUAAGCAAUAUGAUCCUUAUUUCAGUAAUAGACUCCCCAUGGUGCUAGCUCUUGAAAACACCGCCAGUGCCACUGUAUUGGAAAAUGAAACUAUGGACACUUCCAGGCUGGCACGGGUAAGUUCUAGCGAUGAAGACUCUAUAUUCGAAGAUACUUUUAGUCAUUUCAGCUUUGAUUUGACCUCUCCAGAACCACUGAACUAUUCUGAAAGGUUUCAAGAGUGCCCUGUCGAAAGCCGGACAUGCCAGGUUCACCUCUCCAAUGAUUUCUUAGAUGACCACACUAGUGCUAUGAUUAAAAAGGAGUGGAAGGUAUGUUGUAUUCCUUUAUAUAUACCUCCACCUAACUAUAUUUUGGAAUCCUUUGCCCGUAACCCACACAGCCAGUACAACUCUCUCGACCCUGAGAGUAUCAUUCCUUUCCCUGAAUUACCUAAACUCAAAACUCAAACCUCCUUGUUGCAAUUCUUGCAUAAAGUUCAUGCCCACAACGUCUCGCGAGACAAUUAUUCUCAUCGGUUGGAGUUCCUUAAAAAUUUGAAUGGAGCAGCCUUGUGGGGUGCGUCCAUCAAAACACCCAGUAUGAAGCUCAAACAUAAAUAUGACAGCAAUCUCUCGAGAACCAACACCUUCCGAAUGGGUGAGAAUCCGGGGAGAUCUAACUCUAGAAGGUAUCAGCCCCUUUUCAAAACCCAGCAAAUCCAACAACAGCGAUCAAUCAAGUUAAUGAGAAAAAGAACGAUGCGGUCUGAGGCGAUUCAUCAGUCGAACAUCGGUGCUGUGGUGGAUCUCAUUCACAUGCAUUGUCUGCACAGCAUCGAUGUCUCUGCUUCCGGUGAAUCCAGUCUGCAGCUCCAACCCCGAAGCAUUGAUGAUAUCUAUCGGCCUACCAAACCAGAAAACUUUAAUUUGGAAGCUGUUGAUAUUGGAACUCCGGGGUUUAUGAGGAGUGAGGAGUUCCUCAACUACACCCGUGCUGUUUCGUCGCUUAAGUUCUGGUCUACCAGGUAG
Molecule: messenger RNA, 1239 nt
Organism: Babjeviella inositovora NRRL Y-12698
Lineage: Eukaryota; Fungi; Ascomycota; Pichiomycetes; Serinales
Exons: 1
Coding region: 1-1239 (412 amino acids)
Source: RefSeq, a predicted model, not a curated record